Molecule: messenger RNA, 675 nt
Organism: Leptinotarsa decemlineata (Colorado potato beetle)
Lineage: Eukaryota; Metazoa; Arthropoda; Insecta; Coleoptera; Chrysomelidae
Gene: Trx2
Product: Thioredoxin 2
Molecular function (GO): protein-disulfide reductase activity
Source: RefSeq, a predicted model, not a curated record
UAAGGCCAUAGCCAUAAACAGAACCGUUUACCGUUUGGUUUGAUCAUUUGCUACUGUCAUACGGCAUCGUUGUAUUUAGUUCUCCAUCUUCAAAGCCACGUUGUGCAAUUUUGUGAUUAUUUAAAAGAUUACAUUAAGAAAAAUGAUUCCACACGUGAAAGACAAAGCUGAACUCGACACAAAACUCAGCGAUGCCGGAUCUCAACUGGUCGUUAUCGAUUUCCACGCUACUUGGUGUGGACCAUGCAAAAUGAUCGCUCCAAAAUUGGAAGAACUCGCCAAUCAGUACACUGACAUACUCAUUUUGAAAGUUGAUGUAGAUGAAUGUGAAGAUAUUGCCAUGGAAUACAAUAUCUCCUCCAUGCCUACGUUCGUCUUCAUCAAAAAUAAGGAAGUCAUCACCACCUUCAGUGGAGCAAACUAUGAAAAGUUGAAACAAACAAUUGACUCAAAUAAAUAAAUACAUUUUCCAAUUUGCCUUCUAUAAAUUAUUCAGAUUGUAUUGAACAAAUAUUGUAUCCAUGUUAAAUUAAUUAUAAUGCAUAGAAUUAUCAUUUUAUACUUGUUCUUGCUAUUCUAAAUUUCCUGAAAUCAUUUCUAGCAGCACAUGUAAUUUGAGAUUGUGAAAUGUAUUGGAAAACAAUAUAAUAAAUUGUUAAAACUACAGUGAAUGUA